Pogona vitticeps (central bearded dragon) is the source of this 2327-nucleotide messenger RNA. The record is from RefSeq and is a predicted model, not a curated record. Lineage: Eukaryota; Metazoa; Chordata; Lepidosauria; Squamata; Agamidae.
GCCGCCACAGGCUUUGCCCGCUGAAGAAGGAUGCUUGCCUAUUAGUAUUAUUUUAAACCUGCUUCUUCUUCAUUUUUUUCAAAACCACCUCCCCCCCCACCACCGUAUUUAAAAGCGCCGCCACUUCUUGCCCUCAGGCUCGGUUUGGCGGGGAUGUUUGGAGGUUUUCUGGAGUAAGGAUAAAGCCAGAAGAAGUGGUGGAAAAGCACAGGAGGGUACAGCUGGAAGAUGAAGCCAUGUAAAGCUCCUGCAAAAUUCAGCAGAGUGGUGGCAUGCUAAAAGCCCCAUCUGAAUGGGUUGUGAUUUCCGGAAGGAACCAGAUCAUCCCUUGCACAUGUUGUGGCACCUGAUUGUACAUUACACAACAUGGUAGGAGUCCAUAAUUAUAAUUCAGGUCCAUGGCAGAGCAAGCAGACUCUUUCUAUUCCUCUGAUUGACAGUUCCAUCUCUACAGACUAAAUCGACCAGUAACCAGUCCAUUGUGAUUACACCAGCAAAAGUUGCUUUCAGGUAUUUGGGAAGAGAGCUUGUGGAUAGUGAGGCAAAGAGAGAACAUGGAAGCUUUCCACCAGUAUAGAAAGAUAGUGGAGAUGAUUCCUUGAGAAAGCUGUAUCAGCAUCAUAAGGAGCAAGCAUGGCUUUUGCCCAGUCACACAUUAUGGCAGCUAGAAGGCAUCAGCACAGUAGACUCAUAAUCGAAGUUGAUGAGUACAGCUCAAACCCGACACAGGCAUUCACUUUCUACAACAUUAACCAGGGACGUUUCCAGCCUCCGCAUGUGCAAAUGGUUGAUCCUGUUCCACAUGAUGCUCCCAAGCCUCCAGGAUACACACGUUUUGUAUGUGUAUCUGAUACUCACUCCAGAACAGAUCCAAUCCAAAUGCCAUAUGGAGAUGUUUUAAUACAUGCUGGUGAUUUCACUGAACUGGGACUUCCUAGUGAAGUUAAAAAAUUCAAUGAAUGGUUAGGCAGCCUACCAUAUGAAUACAAGAUUGUGAUAGCGGGUAAUCAUGAACUGACGUUUGACCAAGAGUUCAUGGCAGACUUAAUCAAGCAGGACUUUUACUAUUUCCCCUCUGUAUCCAAACUGAAGCCAGAGAGCUAUGAAAAUGUACAGUCCCUCUUAACAAACUGCAUAUAUCUCCAAGAUUCAGAAGUGACAGUAAGAGGCUUCAGGAUAUAUGGCUCCCCUUGGCAACCUUGGUUUUAUGGCUGGGGCUUUAAUCUUCCACGAGGUCAAGCUCUCUUAGAGAAAUGGAACCUGAUUCCAGAUGGAAUCGAUAUUCUUAUAACACACGGACCACCUCUUGGUUUCUUAGAUUGGGUUCCUAAGAAAAUGCAAAGAGUAGGAUGUGUUGAGCUGCUGAAUACAGUCCAGAGACGAAUACAGCCCCGACUUCAUGUUUUUGGACAUAUCCAUGAAGGUUAUGGAGUUAUGGCUGAUGGAACUACGACCUAUGUGAAUGCUUCUGUGUGUACAGUGAAUUACCAGCCACUCAAUCCACCUAUAGUUAUUGAUUUGCCCACACCAAGGAACACUUGAUUAUUGCAGGAUGUAAAUAUGAAACUCUCAGCCUACACACAAUAUUAGCAGCUCUGUGUUGCUUGCUGAAAAUGAUAAGUGAACAUACAUUAAAUUACAAACAUAUUUUUCUUCUUUCUUUAUGGACAAAUUGGAGAGUCAAAAAUGAACAGAAAGCAAAGGCAUUUGGUAUUCACAGGCUUCUAGGAGUACCUUAAUGAGGCUAGCAGUUCGUUGUUUUUAAAAAGCAAUCUAAUACAAAAGGAGAUGCCUUCUAUAUGGAGAGAUGUUGAUGCAUUUUGUAUAUUCCAUGUUAUCUUGAACAUACUAAAUGAAGAAGACUCUUCAGCAAAAUGAUUCAUUCCUAAUAUCUGCGGUUCUACUUGUGUGCUGCUAAAUAUUAGCAUUUGUUUAUUUAAAACUGGCUUCACAAGAUAGUCAUGUGGGCAAACAAAACUGUGCCAUGUUUUUGGAACUGUUACAGCAGGUAUAAUACAGUAUCCCUAGAUAUUUAAGAGGUUAAAGGAAGCACAAUUCUUAUUCUUCUCUUUUCAAAUCAAUACCGCUCUAAACCCAAAUCCUGUUGAAGUUUUCCCAGAGUGUUUAAGGGCAGUUGCACAGUGUUUUCUUCUCUCAUGCACACCCACAGCGCCUGAUUCUGCUUCCAGUGUGAGGCUAAGUAUGCAAGAGGAGUCUGCCAAGGGUGGGAAACAUCUAUGAGAUUGCCCUUACACACAAGUGGGCAUACCUUGAGUCUUUUAAGUUCAGAGUAUUCACAAAUUAUCUUUUUGAGUCUGCUAUUAAUA